AUGCUCCAUCAAACAUCAACUAAACCAGAUUUAUUCAUGAAAAAUAGUUGUACUGAUUUACAAAGUCGACUUAAAAUUAGAAAAAUAUUAGGUGUUGGAGAUACAGCUGGUUCUAAAGUUAGUCAAAUACUUGGACAUUCAGAUCAUUUAGUUUUUCAAUUACCACCUAAACUUGCUGCAUGGCUUCUAUUAACAACAACAUUAUUUAGUUGUUUUACUGUGAUGGGUCUUCUUUGGCCAUCAUGUUUACAAUUUAUAUUACCCGGUGGUUUCGAAUCAACGCUACAUCUUGGCACAUCAUAUGCUUUUUUGGCAACUAUGCUUGGUUUAACACUUCGAUCGGGUGACAAAACUUCUUUAAGACUUGUUCUUUUUUCUCUUGCUCUAUUUCAUGGUUUAUCAUUUUUUAUUUCUAUAUGGUUUCUUAAAACAAGUGAUACAAAAAUAAAGUCAAUGGCAUCACUUAUUCUUCAUUUCGGUUGUCUAUUAAUAAAUGCGCAUUUUUAUCGAUCAAUUAUUCGAUCUGCGUCAUCAUUUCGAUCACAUACUAAACUCAAAUCAUAUUUUCAUUCGAUCUUAUCAUUUUCAUCAUCAAUCGAUAAUAAUACUGGACAUGAUUCUUCUUAA
Messenger RNA from Adineta steineri, 627 nucleotides. The record is from the annotation of a GenBank genome assembly. NCBI's taxonomy places the organism in Eukaryota, Metazoa, Rotifera, Eurotatoria, Adinetida, Adinetidae.